Molecule: messenger RNA, 899 nt
Organism: Eurypyga helias (sunbittern)
Lineage: Eukaryota; Metazoa; Chordata; Aves; Eurypygiformes; Eurypygidae
Product: oxidation resistance protein 1-like
Exons: 7
Coding region: 1-732 (243 amino acids)
Biological process (GO): response to oxidative stress
Cellular component (GO): nucleus
Source: RefSeq, a predicted model, not a curated record
AUGUCUCGUCUCUGGUAUGGGAAGAAGGGAAGAAAGCACCAGCCAGUUAAUCAUAAAUACGCUCUGGUAGUGUCAGUGGCUGAGUACCACCGCAGGAUCGAUGCUCUAAAUAGCGAAGAACUGCGCACACUCUGCAGACGUCUCCAGAUAACAACAAGAGAAGAUACCAAUUCAAAACAGGCAACAACUAUCAAAACAGACCUGGAGCCUGAAGCAUUCCGGCCAAAUCUUAGCGAUCCCAGUGAUUUACUACAGCCAGAACAAAUUGAGAAGCUCACAAAGUCUCUUCCACCACGGACUAUUGGAUAUCCAUGGACUCUAGUCUACAGUACUGCAAAGCAUGGCAUGAGCUUGAAGACUUUGUACAGAACUAUGCUGGGUUUAGACACACCUGUGCUGUUGGUUAUCAAGGACAGCGAUGGACAGGUUUUUGGUGCACUAGCAUCUGAACCAUUUAAAGUGAGUGAUGGCUUUUAUGGCACUGGGGAGACCUUUAUGUUCACUUUUUCUCCAGAUUUUGAGGUUUUCAAAUGGACAGGAGACAACAUGUUCUUCAUUAAAGGAGACAUGGACUCCCUUGCUUUUGGUGGAGGAGGAGGGGAGUUUGCUCUUUGGCUGGAUGGUGAUCUCUACCAUGGAAGAAGUCACUCAUGUAAAACAUUUGGGAAUCAUACGCUUUCGAAGCGAGAAGACUUCAUUAUUCAAGACAUAGAAAUUUGGGCUUUUGAAUGAGUAUUUAACUAUUUCUACAGGGUGUUGUCCCAAACCUGACAUGAAUCAGCGUGCAGCUCAAAAAUCCCUAGGAGCAAUAUAAUGCAUCGUUUUACCUUUUUGAUUUUUUUCCUAAGUUUUCAGCGUGGCCAUGUAGUUGUUGUUUUGAAAUAUCAGACUUUUUUUUU